AUGGGUCAUAAUCAAAGGGUUUGCAAUUAUGUUGUGAACGUAGAAGCUCACACAGAUAAGUCACAACAAGAUCAUCACAUGGAUGAUGAUCGAUCUAUUUCCAAUAUUUCUUCUACGGCUAAGGGAGCAUGGCAAGUUGUUCAAUUUCCAAAGAAAUCCAGCCUUCGAAGAUCUCCUUACACUGAUGAUCCACCAGUGCUACUUCCAGUAGCGACAAGGGAGGCAAAGCAGUCAGGUAAGCAAGGGGUUAUUAACCCUACUAACCUUCCCUUUACUAAGCUAAAUCUAAAUGGUUCUAAGCUACCACCCACCCUUAACCCGGUAUUAGUAAAUAAUAAGUAUAAUAGUUUGGUAGAAAAUCCACCUGAAAAGGAUAUGCCCUUGUUAAACCCAAUACCCAAUAAUUUCCAGUUCUCAAAGACCACUCAAGUGCCUAAGCACUCGGUCCAAUUGGAGCAAUCUUCAAAACCUACUCCUUCUCAAAUAUCAAACCCUAUCACUACCCAUGCAACUGGACACGACAACUCUUCUCACAUGCACAACAUGCCCCCAUACCCAGCCACACCUUUUUCACCUCCACACGAUAAAUAUACACCUACACUACCACAUACUCCACCUCCUCCUUUGAAUAUAGGAAGUCCUCCAUCAUUUCAACCUACUAUUGCUAUAGGCAAUCAUGAAUCUCCCAUUACUCCCCUCCAGUCCAUUACACCCCCUUCUUGUCAAUCUAGUCAACCGCCAUCUUCACCCAUUGACAUUGCUCCAGUUCCACUUAGGUCACCAAAUAUAUCCCCUCCCACUUUGACUCCUCCAUUACCAGAAUCUCCCAUUAUCAACCAUGUUCCCUUCAACUUCCUCAAUCACCUCCGACGACCAAGAUCUCACCAAAGGCAGAAUCAUCGCCUACAACACAACCCCAGCUCUCCAGCUCACCCUCCCCCUCACCUAAUAAUGGAGCCAAACACGAUAAUCUACACGGCACAAACACCAAAUUCACCAACUCUACUAUCAUCUUGGCUGGAGGCAGGCUUGCACAACCAUACUCUCACCUUCACCAUGCAAGUGAAUCACCAAGAGGUGACGAUCCUGAUCAAUCAUCCUAGAGAUUUAGCACAAAUCGUGAUGGAAGGGAUGUAG
Molecule: messenger RNA, 1137 nt
Organism: Nicotiana attenuata
Lineage: Eukaryota; Viridiplantae; Streptophyta; Magnoliopsida; Solanales; Solanaceae
Product: proline-rich extensin-like protein EPR1
Exons: 1
Coding region: 1-1137 (378 amino acids)
Source: RefSeq, a predicted model, not a curated record